AUGGCUGAUGAAUGUGGAGUGUUGUCAAUAAGUGAACAGUUAAGAUUAGCAAAAGAUAUGGGUUAUACUGAUGAGGAUAUUAUGAAUGCAGUAAGUAUGAACUGUGACAAAGAUGGAUCUUAUCGACCAUUUUCUUCUACAAACGCAAUGAUUGAUAUGUUAACUCGAGUGCAAAAAGCAUGUUCAUCGCCAAAACAUCAAAAAAAAACUUGCAUUUUUGCUGAUAAUGAAUAUGGACCUGGUCGAAGUUCUCAAUCACGAAACCCGUGUUCCACCGUUCGUCGUACAACUUCCUUUCACAAUUCUUCGCCAUUAAGACCUUUUGAUCACUUCGACGACUUAUCUGCUUCAUCCUUGCAUGAACUGCGUGUUCGUCCAAGUGCUCCUUUUCAGCUGCAACGGCUAUUGGAUGCAUUUGAUAAAGAGCGGAAAAAUUUUAGUGAGGAAUCUAAGCGAUCUGUUCAGAUGCUCGAGGAUAGAUGCAGGUUAUUUGCCGAUAAUCAAGUCUUGUGGCAUAACCGCUUGUUCGAUAAAGAGUGCGAAAUAAAGGCGUUGAAGGCUCAAAUUCAUGAUCAUUCCAGUUUAAGUGAGCAUCUGAAAUUAACUAAGGCAAAAUUGGAUGCCGAGUUACUGGAAAAUAAGAGCAAAACGGAUCAAAUUCGCGUACUUACCGAGCAAGCUGAGGUCGUUAAGAAGCAACACGAUAGCGAGAUUCGAGAAAAAGAAAAGAUGAUCAGCGACUUAUUAAUAAAACUGAAUUCAGUAGAAGAGACAAAUAAAUCUUUAAAGGAGAUCAAUGAAAUAUUACAAAAAGAAAUUGAAGAACUGAAGCAAAUAUUGGUGAAGAAACAAAGUGACAUCGAAAAAUGUAACAAUUAUCUUGAUGAAAUUCGAAAAGCAGAACAACUUGUCGAGCAAAUACGCUUAGAAAGAGAUGAAGUUAUGUCACUCCUGAAUAAAAUACCAACAUGCGUCAUUUGCUUGGACAAACGACCACAAAUGCUUUACAUGCCUUGCUCACAUUUCAUAUGCUGUGAAACUUGUGGCAGCAGAUUCGAACACUGUCCAACAUGUCGUCAAAAAAUAUGCGGGAAAAUCACCUCUACUGCCUCUUCUGUAUCAUCCUGCCUAACGUCUUCAAAACGGGAUCGUGCAAACCCAUUCCGAUCUUAA
This is a messenger RNA of Dracunculus medinensis (Guinea worm), 1173 nucleotides long. Lineage: Eukaryota; Metazoa; Nematoda; Chromadorea; Rhabditida; Dracunculidae. The record is from the annotation of a GenBank genome assembly.